Messenger RNA from Nymphaea colorata (pocket water lily), 1404 nucleotides. Its product is annotated as probable choline kinase 2. Gene Ontology annotation, molecular function: ethanolamine kinase activity; choline kinase activity. The transcript has 7 exons. NCBI's taxonomy places the organism in Eukaryota, Viridiplantae, Streptophyta, Magnoliopsida, Nymphaeales, Nymphaeaceae. The coding region runs from base 249 to 1274 and encodes 341 amino acids. Gene Ontology annotation, cellular component: cytoplasm. The record is from RefSeq and is a predicted model, not a curated record. Gene Ontology annotation, biological process: phosphatidylethanolamine biosynthetic process; phosphatidylcholine biosynthetic process.
GGAGGAGGCACGGAAGCUUCCGCCGGAGACACGGAGGACGAAAUGGGUUGGAGAUAAAGCGGCAUGGUGUUCGGGAACCUCAUGUUGGGUCCUGUCCUGUGUUCAUUUCGGGAGGCUGGGGUUUGGAGGAUUUGGAUUUUGCGUGUAUCUCGUAGAUUUUUUUGACGGCGAAUUGCGUUUUGGUUCUGGGGGCAAUCACCGGCUGCCUUGGGGAAUUUCCUGGAGAAUCUUGAUCUUUUCCUUCCAAGAUGGUGGGGGUUCACAGAGAAGCGGAGCAUUCCCUUCCCAACGAGGCGCUGAAGCUCCUUCGUUGCUUGGCGUCAGGAUGGGACGACGUCGUCGAUCAGAAGGAACUGAGAAUCGUUCGGCUCAAGGGAGCGAUGACGAACGAGGUGUACAAGUGUGGGUGGCAGACGGAGAAAGGGGCGUCCACCAGGAAGGUUUUGGUUAGGAUUUACGGCGAAGGGGUCGACGCCUUCUUCGAUCGCCAUGAUGAGAUCCGGACGUUUGAGUGCAUGUCGAAGCAUGGGCAGGGGCCGAGACUUCUGGGCCGUUUUCCGGAAGGCCGCGUAGAGGAGUUCAUUCAUGCUAGGACUCUUUCAGCAUCUGACCUGCGUGAUCCAGAAAUAUCUGCACUUGUAGCAGCUAAAUUGAGAGAAUUUCAUGACCUGGAGAUGCCAGGCCCUAGGAAUGUCCUGCUGUGGGAUAGGCUGAGGAACUGGCUCAAAGCGGCUAUAAAAGUGUGUUCUGCAGCUGAAGCUGUAGAAUUCGAGCUGGGAAAGAUUGAAAUGGAGAUAAGUACUUUGGAAAAGGAGUUGUUCAGGGACAAUGACAAUAUAGGAUUCUGCCACAAUGAUCUGCAGUAUGGUAACAUUAUGAUGGACGAGGAAACCAAAACUGUGACCAUAAUAGACUAUGAGUAUGCUGGCUUCAACCCUGUUGCAUAUGACAUUGCAAAUCACUUCUGUGAGAUGGCUGCUGAUUAUCAUACUGAAACACCUCAUAUUUUGGACUUCGAGAAAUAUCCAGGUCUUGAGCAACGUAAAAGAUUUGUGCAUGUGUACUUAAGUUCUUCAGGUGAUGAGACUAGUGAGUUUGUAGUUGAGCAGCUUCUGAACGAUGUGGAGAAGUAUACCCUUGCAAGUCAUCUGACCUGGGGUUUAUGGGGAAUCAUCUCGGAGCAUGUCAAUGAAAUCGACUUCGAUUAUAUGGAGUAUGCAAGGCAAAGGCUCAAACAAUACUGGCUGAAGAAACCUUCUAUUUUGGGAUGUUGAAGUCACUUACUUGCCUGUAUAUCUACCUUCCAAAUAGCCUGUAAAUGUAAAGGAUUUAGAUUUUUUUUUUGCUCAACGAGAAUGCUUACUGUAGUUGCAUUUUUUUUUUAAGAAGAAGUUUUGCAUGUUA